CUGCCUUGCAGUUGUACUGCUAUCUGACAGUGCUGGGUGGCAGGUUGGAAGACAGCUACUGUCAUUACUGACGGAAACUGUGGGGAUUCGAGGACAACUAACGUUGGCGGCUCAGACCAUAUAGGAUGGACUUCUCGUCUCUUUCGUACAUGGCGAACCCGGAUCCAUCGUCGUCAGCUUUCCCCACCUUCGCGGAAGAAGACUUCGACCUAGAAAUCUUAUUCUCACAACCCGCGACAUCUGGGAGUCAAGGUGAACUUUGUGACAGUGUGGGGCCUUCUGGAUCUGCAAACCAUGACACGACUUUCGACAGUCUUUUCGACUUUGGGCGGAUGGACGCAUUUGCCGUCGAUACGAAUCAAGCGGAUUAUUCUCUUCUUGGCCGGCUUGAUAUAGAUUCUCGUAUUGGUGCUCCGGAAUUAGGCAUAGAUUUGGUUCCGUCGACCGAGGUCGAUCACUCUGCUUCGAUAUUCACCGAAGGUCACAUCUUCGACUUCGGGCCAUUCGAUCCUACUUGUUCCUCCGAUAAUCGAGAUUCUUUCGACACUCAGCUUGUGAAUGGUUCUUCGAAUGUCCAGUUGACAGACGAGCAUGCAACGUUUCAGAAUGCAGGUGGCGAAAACACGAAUAACCAUUAUUCGAAUGCUACAAGCUCAGAGUCAAAUUCAACACAACCCUUGAUAUUCGAUUUCCCGCAGUGCGAGUCUCCCUUACAGCGUCACUCUCCUACACCCCCUGCAAACGGUUCGCAAGCUCCUUCUGAAGCUGCGACGACGCAGGGUCCCGAAGCUGCGUCUCUGGACGAGCCAACUCCUGCAUCGACAUCACAGCAACCUCGAAAAUCCCGAGAAAAGGAAAAGUCAGGAUCAAAUUCAGAGCCAUCCUUUCGAAGAGGCUUCCCGGGCUAUCCUGUCGUGGAUGCAAAUGGUGUGCCGUUUCCGGAGGUCCUUAGGGCUAUGGACUCAUCCGCACCUGUGGAAGAUCCGAGCUCCAGCGCAAGUGCUGGGUCGGUUCGUACGCGGCAUGCUCGUCUACGACAUACACGUUCGCAUCAUACUGCAACAAUGCUGGCCAAGAAAGCAAACGAAAAAGCUGUUAAAGAGAGGUCUAGGCCGGAGAGGAAUCCCUGGCGUGUGACCGUCGCUCCAGCUCCCGCACAUGUUCCUAGUGAGCUUCAAACUGCGUCUGCUAGUGGAUCUGGUGAAGCACAGCCAAGUUCAACCAACGGCACUGGUACGAAAAUACCCAGGAGACGGAAAAAGACGUUUUACCACGUGGACAUAUCUCCGUUAGGAUCGAAAGAGAGGCCGUUAGUAAUCGAAGAUGACCCAGAACCAGCAUAUAAAAAGCGGACUCCGCCACCGAAACGGAGGAAGAAGAAGAACGAGAUUACGAGUGAUAAUCAUUCCGAGAUGGGUUGGGUUUUUGCAAGACUUCGCGAGCCUGAAUCCAGUCAAUUUGGAUGGGCGAUUGCGGCAAUACAUGAACCACGUGCAAGCUCGUACCAUGUAUUAUCUGGUCCGCACAUCGGGCAAGUAAGGACAGUGCGUGAUAACGACCGGAUAAAAUACUCUCAAGAGACUAUGGAAGAGCUCAAGAAGAACUAUCAGGAGGCUUGUGAGCGCGCAGGGACGUCUAGAGUAAAAGCUGAGAAGGUUUAUGAUGCCAUCCCAGAAGACGUGGAUAUCCAUGCGCUCGUGAGGGGCAGCAGUGUACACAGUGUGGGUUUAGCGACGCGGGGUGUUUUUACAUUCAAUGGAAGCUAAUUGUUGGACAAUACCAAAGUUUUUGCUUUUCUUGAUUUCGAUGUUUUUAUCUUGUAAUAUGGAUGGAUGAACAUACUGUCCCUUCGUUCUCUUGCCUCCCGCGUGCCAAUGGACGUUCGACUAUUUCACGAUUUUCUUUGCAACGCUUCUUCCCAAAUCAUCAAAAUAUGCAUAUACUAUGGAUCUAUUUUCUUCGCUACCAUAUUAUAAAUAUUCUAGUAAAUGUAAGUAUUUAUC
Fomitiporia mediterranea MF3/22 is the source of this 2003-nucleotide messenger RNA. RefSeq lists its product as uncharacterized. The transcript is spliced from 2 exons. The record is from RefSeq and is a predicted model, not a curated record. NCBI's taxonomy places the organism in Eukaryota, Fungi, Basidiomycota, Agaricomycetes, Hymenochaetales, Hymenochaetaceae. Bases 126 to 1766 code for a protein of 546 amino acids.